Molecule: messenger RNA, 1023 nt
Organism: Dinoponera quadriceps
Lineage: Eukaryota; Metazoa; Arthropoda; Insecta; Hymenoptera; Formicidae
Exons: 1
Coding region: 241-1005 (254 amino acids)
Source: RefSeq, a predicted model, not a curated record
AAGUAGAUUUACGGACCAACUCUCUACCAAGGCUCUAUCGAAGCUCACUGUACAUUACUGGACGUUCCGUUGGCUCACGUAGCUCGAACCGUCCUGGACAAUCUGAGAUUUUAUGCAUUCGACGUGGCAUUCGAAGAAUUGCUGGAGCUGCUCGGUUGUUCAAACGUUCUGUGCUAAUUCGCAUUCCCAUUCGUCAGCAGAUACGAGCAUCAAGGGAUCAUUCUGAAGAACAUCGUUCGUAUGAACAAGCUGUGCGCAACGGAGAGGAUAAAUAGCGGCGUGCCGGACGGCUGUGAGAAAUUCUACACGCUCACAUUCGGGAAUGAAGCGCGCCUGAAAAUACCAGUCAAGCUGCUAAAGUCCUGUAUCAACGAGAUGGACCUGUCUUUAAUAACGCUGUUGAUAAAUCACUUGAAGGAAAUAAAUUGCCACAUGUACCUCGCCUGGGCCGAGUCGGCCGACCGUGAGAAUUCGUUGUUGAGUCUGCAGCGCGCCAUCAUCAUCGAGUGCGUUUACUUCGGGAAAAUCGUACAGAUGGACGGGAAGUUGCGUGAGGACCAAGAACUACGGACGUAUCUGGAUCGAUUAAUAGGGUUGCAUAAGCAGCCGCAGCUGACGCUGGAGAUCUACAGUAGGGCAGUUGGGCCAGCUGAUGAAUUUGUGGGAGCUGCUGCAGCUUUAUCAAGAAUGGGACGACUUAACUUUGCAAUUUGUCAACGCGUGGCAUAUGCUGCUGCUGGCCGAGGACUUCUUGGUGCUUUUCCGUUAUCUGAAGCAUACGGUUUCGGUGAAGCGGUACACUCAUCAGCAGAAGCUGUAUUUCCAGCGCAUGGUUAUGGUGAUUAUACCAAAGCGCAGCGUGAGAGACGUCUACGACAUCACGAUGUUGUACGUACUGCGCCACUACUACGACCGCUUUCUGAUGAAUCUGUACGAUCUGCGUGGCUUCCACCUACUGAUGCAGCAAGCGACGUGGGACAACGGUCUUCCACAAGAGCCUGUUGAUACACAUACUGCACAGUU